Molecule: messenger RNA, 4296 nt
Organism: Pezoporus flaviventris
Lineage: Eukaryota; Metazoa; Chordata; Aves; Psittaciformes; Psittacidae
Gene: NEK1
Product: NIMA related kinase 1
Exons: 35
Coding region: 154-4053 (1299 amino acids)
Biological process (GO): protein phosphorylation
Molecular function (GO): protein kinase activity; ATP binding
Source: RefSeq, a predicted model, not a curated record
AGAGGAGGGCCGUGAAGAUGCUCAGAGGGCUGCAGCACCUCUAGUAUGGAACAGGCUGAGAGCUAGGAUUGUUCAAUCUGGAGAAGAGAAGGCUCUGAGGAGACCUUAUUUCAGCCUUUCAUACCCAAGAAAGAAUGCCUUAAGAAGAUAACUAUGGAUAAGUAUAUUAAAGUUCGAAAAAUUGGAGAAGGAUCUUUUGGGAAAGCAUUUCUUGUCAAAGCUAAAGAAAAUGGCCAACAGUAUGUUAUUAAAGAAAUUAACAUCUCAAAGAUGUCAAAUAAGGAGAGAGAAGAAUCAAGGAGAGAAGUCGCUGUAUUGGCUAACAUGAAACAUCCAAAUAUUGUCCUGUACAGGGAGUCAUUUGAAGAAAAUGGCUGUCUCUACAUAGUGAUGGAUUACUGUGAAGGAGGAGACCUAUUUAAAAAAAUAAAUGCCCAGAAAGGAAUCUUAUUCUCUGAAGAUCAGAUUCUAGAUUGGUUUGUACAAAUCUGCUUAGCACUAAAGCACAUACAUGAUAGAAAAAUCUUGCAUCGGGACAUAAAGUCACAGAAUAUAUUUUUAACCAAAGAUGGAACAAUACAACUGGGAGAUUUUGGGAUCGCCAGAGUUCUUAACAGUACUGCAGAGCUGGCUCGCACUUGCAUAGGAACACCAUACUAUUUGUCUCCUGAAAUAUGUCAGAACAAGCCUUACAACAAUAAAAGUGAUAUCUGGGCCCUUGGUUGCGUUCUCUAUGAAAUGUGCACACUUAAACAUGCGUUUGAAGCUGGUAACAUGAAGAACUUGGUACUGAAGAUAAUAUCUGGACCUUUUCCUCCUGUUUCUACGCAUUAUUCCUAUGACCUACGUAAUUUGCUCUCACAGUUAUUUAAAAGGAAUCCUAGGAACAGACCAUCAGUAAACUCCAUAUUGGAGAAAAAUUUUAUAGCCAAACGGGUUGAAAAAUUUCUCACACCACAGCUUAUUGCAGAAGAAUUCAAUCACAAAAUCUUCCAGAAGUUUGCCCAACAUGCUGCACCAGCUAAAAGGCCAGCUCAAGAACAAAUACUGGCUUCAGUUGCACCGGCUCAGAAGAUUACCAAACCUGCUGCAAAAUAUGGAGUGCCUUUAGUGAUGAGGAAGCCUUGUGAUGUACCUAAAAAGCCUAAUGAUAAGAAGCCAUUGGCUAAAUCUAGACAGGCUUUUGCAAUGAAGAAAAUGAAUCCAGGAGAAGAAAGGAGGAAAAUGUUUGAGGAACCUUCAAAAAAGAAAAAGUUAGAAUUGCCUGAAAAAGAAAAGCGCCAGAGAGAUCAGAUCAGUUUACUGAAGGCAGAUGAAAUGAGAAGAUCAGAAAAAGAAAGGAUGGAACGAAUAAACAGAGCCAGGGAACAAGGAUGGAGGAAUGUGCUUGGUUCAGGUGGAAGUGGUGAUGUUAAGGCACCAUAUUAUGGCGGUGGAGGUGGUGUUGGUCCGUCUCCUGUGUCUUCCAGAGGACAGUAUGAACACUAUCACGCUAUUUUUGAUCAGCUGCAACAACAACACGAAAACAUUAGAGUAGCUGAAGUGAGGGAAGCCAAAUUGAGGGCGAGACUACAAGGCCGGGAAGUUUUUGAGAGAGGAAUUCCACCUGGAAUACGUCCAGGAGUUCCUAAGGGGCCUGCAGGUCAUCACCAUUUACCUGAUGCUGGUGCAGUUAGGAAAAAAAUGAAAAGAUUGAAGGAGGUGUCUAAACAAGCCAAUGCAAACAGGCAUAAAGGAUGGAUAGCUGCAGAUAGAGCAAAGCAAGUUGAAGAAUUCUGGCAACGAAAGAGAGAAGCCAUGGAAAACAAAGCUCGAGCUGAGGGACAUAUGGGUACACUGCAAAACGUGGCAGAUAUCUAUGGAGGCAGGCCUUUUUCUGCAAGAGGAAGGAAAUCCAGAAACAAGGAGGAAGAGGAGUAUUUGGCAAGAUUAAGACAGAUUCGGCUACAAAAUUUUAAUGAACGUCAACAGAUUAGAGCUAAACUUCGUGGAGAAAAGAAUGAAGCUGCCAGUUCUGAUGGACAAGAGUCAAGCGAGGAAGCAGAACUGAAACGCAAAAAGAUAGAAGUACAGAAGGCCCAAACAAAAGCUCGAGCUGCAGUUCUGAAAGAGCAGUUAGAGUGGAAGAGAAAGGAAGCAUAUGAAAGAGAGAAAAGAGCCUGGGAAGAACAUCUGAUAGCAAAAGGAGUAAAGAAUCCUAAUGUGCCUUUUCAUGUGGGAGCUGCAGAACACAGUCCUGUGCAUGGACUACAAGAGCCUGAACCAGCUGUUCCUAAACCACAACUUCCAGCAAAGCCCAGUACACCAGUCAUCUCCAUGACUUCUGCUUUGAAGGAAGUUGGUGUGGAUGAAAAUGCAACUGCUAUCCAGGAAGUUGAGGAGGAAACAAAAAAGGCAGGUUUUGCAAUUCAGAAUAAACGUGAAAUACUGAGAAGAUUAAAUCAAAAUCUUAAAGCUCAAGAAGAUGAGAAAGAUAAAAAGGAGUGUCAGAAUAUCUCUGAGUCAGCUGGGUCUGAAGAUGGAAAGGAGCAAGAAGGUGACCAGCCAAUUCUAGGAGAUCGCAAAAAAUGGAAAUCUGGAGCAUCUGAAUUGGUAGUUCCUCUAGCUCAGUUAACAAUGGAAGAUUCACUCUCUGGAACAGAUCGUCAAACUCUGGGGGAAGUAAUUAGAUUAGAUAUUGGUGAACCCCACAGAAAAAUGUGGGGCAAAAGCCCUACUGAUUCAGUCCUGAAGAUCCUAGGACAAGCAGAGUCACAGCUGCAAACUGACUUACUUGAGGAGCUAGAUGUAGUAAGCGGUACUGCUGAACUUCUUGAAGGAGGUCAUCAGUCCUCAUCGGAGCAGAAGGAAGAGAAAGCUUUUCCUGCUGUUGGAGCUCAGUCUUCAGUACCGGUUGGUGUCACAGAGUCUGACAUGACUGUACCGGAAGAAUCUCAAAAUGCUGGAGCUACUCAGGUGCAGAACAAACCUAUUAUGCUGGAUGAGCCUGAUGAUUUGGAAGCAGAGAUGUUGGAAGAAACGGAAGACAAAAAGCACCAGAGUAAGGAGAGCAAGAAAUUUCCCAUCACUGUUAAUGAAGUGUGGGUAAAAGAGAAAGAGGAUAAGGGACCACAUGACAGAAGAAAUGAGGCAGCUUCUGAGAAACUAGCGCUUGACAAGGUGCAACCACCAAAAGAAGCUCAAAAAGAAACUUGUUCCAGUGAUUCUCUGCAACCAGAACCCUUAUUCCAGAGGGUAAUACAGCCCACAGCUGUACCAACAGACUCGCCAGUUCUGUCAGCUCAGUCUUCACAGGAAGAGCCUUUUGUACCUCGUUCACAUUCCAUAUCACCAGCAAAAAAUAAAGGCAAAAGUUCAUUGUUGAUUGGACUUUCUACAGGGCUUUUUGAUGCAAAUGACCCAAAGCUGUUGAGAACAUGUUCGCUCCCAGAUCUUUACAAGCUGUACAGAACCUUAGUCGAUGUUCCCAGUGUAGCAGAUGUGCGGCAUCACCAUAAUCUUGAAAUAGAUGAUACGGAAGAUGAGCAAGCCAAAGAAGGACCCUCUGAUUCUGAGGAUAUUAUGUUUGAGGAGGCAGAUCCUGAUCUGCAGGAACUCCGGGUGUCAAUGGAGCAAUUGCUUAGGGAGCAGCCUACUGAGGAAUUCAGUGAAGAGGAGGAAUCCACUUUGAAGGCUAAUGUCAUCGAAUGCAUAACAAAUGGUACAGAGCUGGAUGAAGGAGAUGAAAAUAACCCCAGCAGUGAAAGUGCACUUAAUGAAGAAUGGCAAUCUGAUAAUAGUGAUGGAGAGAUUGCCAGUGAAUGUGAAGAAUGUGAUAGCAUCUUCAGCCAUUUGGAAGAGCUGAGAUAUAACCUGGAAUGUGAAAUAGGCUUCGAUAAGUUCAUUGAAGUUUAUGAGAAAAUCAAGGCUAUACAUGAAGAUGAAGAUGAAAAUAUUGAUAUUUGUUCAUCCAUAGUUCAGAAUAUUCUUGGAAAUGAACACAAGCAUCUAUAUGCCAAAAUACUUCACCUAGUAAUGGCAGAUGGAGCCUACCAAGAAGAUAACGAUGAAUAAAACCUGACUCAGGAAACCCCCUAAUGUUGUACUACAUAGAUCAGUGUUUGAAGCCUGCACAUCUGAAUAACAAAUUUUAAUGGAGAAUGUAAUAUGGGACAGGAGAAGCAAGACUUCAAAAAAACAAUGUCAGUUGUAUGAAAAAGAGGUAAAACAUGCCUUUUAAAACUGAGACAUCUAUACACCUGUGUACUCGCAUAUGCAGUCAUUAAAUACUAUAGAUGCCCAAAAUUGAAGAAAAAA